GCCGGAAGUUAAAAAACAAACAAACAACGGCCCCAUAGCGCUUCCUUUUGCUAACAAAAACAAUAAAAUAAAAAUGGUUAACUUAAAUAAUAGCUGAGUUUUUACUAAAUAUAAGGGAAAUGCCUCGCGGGAACGAGAUUCCGGUCCGUGUCAGGUCCGAAAUAGUUGCGCUGCACAACGCCGGGAAGGGCUACAAAUUAAUUUCAAAGACUUUACAGAUCCCUCAUUCCACAGUUAGAAACAUUGUGAUCAAAUGGAAACGGUUCAAUACUGUAGCCACGCUGUCGCGGAAAAGAAAGUAUGACGAGAGGACAAAGUGGGAAAUACUGGAUGAGGCUGAUCCUGCUGGUCCUGCUAGUGAAAAAGGUGGCGACCUUGAUAAGCCGGAUCUCCUCAGCAAGGUGCUGUUUGCAGCUGGAAACACCGACUCCAACUCCACUGAAUCCAAACCUUCAAAGGAAGAGCUGGUGUCAUCCAGACCAACUCUCCACAGCAGAGAUAAAGAAAUGAGAGACUUGAACAGCAGCUGUGAAGAGGGCGACAACACGGGACGGUCCGACUCAGACGAAGAAGAGCCCAUGUCCAGUUUCCUGUUUGCCAGAUCAACAGGGGAAGCAGAGGACCAUGAAAGGGUUGAUCAUCCUGGACAAGCUUGUGACACAGAAGAUCCAGAUGAGUCCCAGAAGGAUGAGAGCACUGCUGAAGAAGGCGGCGACGCAGAACCGUCGGAUACAGACGAAGAGGAUCCGCUGGCAGGUUAUCUUUUUGGAAGAGCGAGAGAAGGGACAGAAGAACAUCCACAACAUGAAAAGCGUAAAAAUUCAGCUUCAUGUGACGACACACCAGAAGACGAUCCCAUGGAGCAAAUUUUUGACCCAAACUUUGACGAUGAGAAGAAGAUUUACGCCGGUUCUUCGGUCAGUGUGAGAGCGCUCCUCCUCCUCCUCCUGGCCUUCAUCCUGAAGCACGACUUGUCAAAAGCAGCCACCAAAGACCUCCUGGCCCUCCUCAACCUCAUGGUGCCUGGAUGCAUUCCCAGCUCUCUGCAGUUCAUAAAGAAGCAUUUGACUGACAUUGACAAGAAGACGGAGAUCCACUUGUACUGUCCCAGGUGUGAAAACUACCUCGGUGUAGAGCCUGGGACCGAGUGCGGAGUGUGUCAGCAGCGCUUGAGCAAAAGAAGUCUGCUUGAAAAGGCAAACUACUUCCUGGUGUUGCCUCUAGAAAACCAACUGAGGAAGGUCCUCAAACGCCUUCACUCAAAGCUAGGCAAGCAUUUUACAAAGGACGAUUACGUUUCUGACGUCAACACCGGUGGUGAAUAUAAGCACGAAGAGCAGGAGGGCAGUAUUACACUUACCUUCACAUGUGACAGCUCUCCUCUUCUCAACUCAUCCAAGUUUUCAGUCUGGCCCAUCCUGUGCACGAUCAACGAACUUCCGUAUGUGGAGCGGUGUAAAAAUGUUCUGCUGCACACGUUGUGGUUCGGCAAAGGAAAGCCGCUGCUUCAGUGUUUCUUUACGCCGUUCAUUAACGAGCUUCAUAAACUCUCUCACGAGGGCUUCACUUGGGAAGACGAGAGCGGAUUAGAGCUUAACACCAGAGUGAUGGCGAAAAUCUGCGUCUGCGAUUCAGUGGUGAGGUCAGCGGUGCAGAACUUUCAGCCGUUCAGUUCGGAGUUUGGCUGCGGGUUCUGCUACCACAAAGGAGAGCUGGUUCAGAAGGGUCGGGGUUACACCAGAGUCUAUCCGGUUCAGGUUGACGGAUGUGACCUGCGGCACAUGGCUGAGACGGAGCAACUGGCCAUCGUAGUGAUUGAGAAUGGGUAUCCACAAGGUCAAAUGGGUGUCAAAGGUCACAGUCCGCUGCUUCUGCUGCCUUCGUUUGAUGUCGUCAAAGGUUUUAUCCCAGAUUACAUGCACUGUGUUUGUCUUGGGGUUGUUCCUGAGUUUGUCAAUCUUUGGUUGGAUCCUCUUUAUGGCAGAAAGCGCUUCCACCUUUCACCUCAGAGUUUGAAAAACCUGGACAAAGCUUUGUCUGCCAUCCAACCCCCAGAUGAGAUCAAACAAAGACCUCGGCGUCUCAGUGAGAGGAUGCAUUGGGAGGCAUCCGAGUGGCGAGCGUUUGCUCUUCUCUACUCUCCUGUAAUACUGAGGAAGGUUUUACCAAACCUGUACUACAAACACUGGAUGCUUCUCAUUUCAUCACUUCACAUCCUCCUCUCCCCGUUUGCCUCCCAGGAGGAGAUCAGCUGUGCAGAGCUGUGCCUGGUUCAGUUUGUCUCCCAGGUACCGUCUCUGUACGGACUUGAGCAUUGCUCAUUUAACUGCCACUUGCUGAUGCAUCUCACUGACUGUGCCCGUAACUGGGGACUACUGUGGGCCAACUCCACCUUCGUCUUUCAGGGUGUCCAAAGCCGACUCCUGCAGAUGUACUCCAGGGCUCAGUCUGCGCCAUCCAACAUCUUCAAGCAGAUAGUUUCCUAUGAUGAGAUUAUCUUGAAAGGAAGCAAUGUGCUGAAAGAUACUGGUACAGAAAUCACAGACCUGUUUUCCUCCAUGACAAGCUGUGGUAUCCUUACCAAAUCAUCCAACUGCAUCAGUGAAGAUGUGUUUACUUUGGGAUGCGGAUCUCAGAGAUCUCUAACUGUGAGAGAACUUGCUGCAUUGCAGAGCAAAGAUACACGGCCCGUUACUGAAUACGCACAUUUUGUCUACAGAGACAUGCUGGUCACCACUUUGGACUACAGCGUCUCUUACAAAAGGAACAACUCAGUCAUAGAAACGACCAGCGGCUUUUUUCUUGUAGAGUCCGUGGUGGUCGUCGAGGGGCAUUGCAGCUGUGAGAGAUCGUCCGACUGCUCCUGCAGAGAACUGGUUGCUUUCUGCAGAAAACUGCUUCCCUCAAACUCCCAACCAACAAUCCAGAAUGAGCAGAUCAACAGAAACAUUGCAGAGUUCCUCGUAAGAGUGAGGAGUUCAGAUGAACUGUGCGCAGUGACAUGUCAGGACGUUGUUUCGAAAUGUUUUGUGAUGGAGCAGAAGGGUCGACUAUAUGUCAUGAGAAUGCCAGUGUUAUAAGUGUUCCUUUUCCUUGUCAUGUAGUUUGUUGUCUUUCCACAUUCACACAGGAGUUGUGUGAUAAGCUUAUUUUCUGUGAGAUGAUUAAGUAUUUAGUAUAUUCAACCAUCCUGCAUUUUUAGCAGUGUUGGCUUGUUCACAUGGUGAGUUCAAGAUGCUCUACCAGAAUCAUGUACAUUUCAGUACAUGGCUUUGACCUUUCUAAGAAGUUUUAUCUGCCUCUGUUCCAUUGUCCAUUCAGCAGAAGGCACCAAUUCCCGGUAUGCUGUCCUGGUCUCCAGACUACUUCUACUGACUUUUCAUGGAAAACUUCUUAGAAAUUGCAUUAUAAUGAAUUUUAUGGAUCCUGUGCCUUCAGCAUACUCAUAACACAGAUUUAGUAAGUGUAAUCAGUUCUGUCACUGAAACGUUUCCAUUCAAUCACUGUAGUUGUGAAGCAAAAGAUAUCAAAAGAAUCAGGACCAAAGAUCAAAUUUGAACAUUAAAUCAGUUUCCACUAAAGGUAUAUAGCCAAGGUUUCUUACUGAGAGACUGUGUGGAAAACCUAACUGGAACCUUACGCUGCUCACCCUGAUGAAGUAACAAUAUGCAACACCUAUCUGAAAAGGGCAAGGAACUUAAGUCGUUCAGUACCUUUAUAGACAGUUUGCUGAAGUCUAUAGUGUCUCAUCCGGUGAUUGUUGCCACCCAGUUGCGAUGAAAGGGUAGCCAUCGCAAGAGUGAGAUCAGCAAAAACCUUUGUGCGACUCAUUGGUUCAAACAACCCUGCAGACUUUUUUGACUUAGUGGUAUCCUUGGAUGAGGUCUUUGAUGAACUGAAAACAGUGAGUGUUUUCAAGGAGUGACAAAAGAUGUUCAGCACAAGCUGCUAAGAGCAAAUGCUACCAGAUGUCAAAAAGUUGGUUUGUAGCUAUCCAAGCACAUCUUGUAUGUGCUGAGAAAUAUUGAAGUCAAAGAGUUUGAUCUCCAGUUUGGUGUCAAGUGUAAAGUGGUCAGAAAGACAGUAAGCUGAACUAAGUCAGAGGGCAUAGUUCUCAACUGGAAGAAGAUCGAGCACUCCUACCGCGUUGGAGUGGAGUGUACCUCAAGGAUAGAAGUUUAACCAUGUUAAUGUCUUGUUCACAAGUAAUGAUUGGAUGGAGCAAGAGAUAGACAUACACGCACUGGUACUACUCGAGUCUGUCGCAGAGAUCCAGAAUAUGUAUCAUGAUUGAAUUUGGAGAAGAGCCCUGCUUCUGUUUUGAUUGGAGUGCAUCUGAAUUGCCUCCAUUUGGGGGUUGUCCGGACAUGUCCUAUUGGGAGGAAGCUGCAGGGCAGAACCAGAAUUUGGUUGAGGGUCUGUAUGUCCCUUUUGACCUGUGAACCCCUUGGGAUACUGCAGAAUGGGUUUGAGAGCGGUGCCGGAACCUCAGUGACCCAAUCUCAGAUAAAUAGAAGACAGAGUAUGAAUUGAACGACUCAACACCCAAUGGUGUGGAGUGAGAGUGGCAAGUUGCAUGAACUGCUAUGAACAACUUCUAAGCUGAUUAUGCUGCAAACCACUUCUAACAUACCAACAGUGAGAGAUUUCUUACCUGAGGAAUGGCCAUUGUUUUCACCAGAUCUCUCAAACGUACCAGCAUUUCUAAUGAAAUCCUUGCAGAAAGGGAAUUUGCUCAUUGGAUGGACUUAAAGAAAACUAAAAUGACACAUCUGGCUUUGUGAGGAUGAUGCCUUCCAGUUUUUUCUCUGGCUGUUUCAUAAAAUCCCAGCUCCCAACAGUAUGCUAGCUGGGAGGUAUAGAAAGACACUGAUGUGGUCUUGAUUAAACACACCCUCCAGAGCUUCUCAAGCCAUCUGGCGUCAUUAAGGUACUCAUCACAACAGCAGCAGGAGGAAAAAACAGGCAGGAGAUCUAUACCACAAUUCUGGUUAAUGCCAAAGAAGCUUCUUUUUGUUUGACCAUUAACAGUCUUGUUUGGACAGAAGUGCUUAGGACAUGAAUUCAAGAGGUGCUGCUUUGGAUCCAGUUCUACAGAGAAACAAUCUCUGAGAUUUUCAACAUCCUUACUAACUUCUCAUGACGGCAGCUGAAGCUGAGAGAUUGCUCAAGAAUAAAGAUGGUCCUUUGUAUUGCACCAGGCCAGGAGUGUCUCAUCCAUAGACAUGAAUACGUAGACGCCUCAUUAAGCGUUAAGUCCUACGUUACGUCACCGCCAUUUUGUAUGUGGCAGGAGAGUGAUCGGAGCUCCCUAAGUCCUGUGCUAUUUGGACUUGUUUCAACAGUUUUACAAUACAAACUGGAUUCAUUGGCAUUACCUUUCACAGGUAAGGAUGAAAGAGCGGAAUUACUUUACUUUGCAGCCAGAAACUUGCUUCUAAACAACCAAAUUGGGCCAAUGUAGCUAAAUUGGCCCAAAAUAACCACAGAUUGUUAGUGUAGCUAACGUUUUCAUGCUGUUUUCUAAUGAGAGAGAGCUGAUGAGAAACUGCUGUUAGAGAGGAAGUGUAUUAAAAACCAGGGGAUUUUGUGAGGAAAGGUUAGUCAGGAUCAGAGCUGGAGCUGCUGUUCUUCAGUCUCUGUUUCACAGCUCAGCUUCACAAUGCCGGUAUUUAGCUAUGCUAUAAAGAUGCCAUGAGUCAGAGCCCCAACAUGAUGAAAAUGUCUUUUUCUGAAUGUGAAGGAAAAUAUAUAUAGUAUAUAUGUAUUUUCUAUUACACUUUUGGAUAAUUCCUCUUUUAUCCUGGGCUUUAGCCUGUGUACCAGGACAUCUCAGAAUUCAUUGGAGUUCUCCCAGUGUGGCCAGCAGACUGAAGCCCUGCCUGUGGCCAGUCUUCCCAGUAUAAUAAAUAAAUGUGUUUUGUUCUUUCACUUUUUGUGUAUUUUUAAAUAUCUCAAUCUGAAAUAUUAGUGUAUUAAUACAGCUUAUGUAAUGAAAUAAAAAUAAUUUACUCUAUUCGAAUUAUUUUCACUCUGCUGUCAAUAGCAGAGUUGACUUUGUUUGAAAAAUGGUCUAUUACCAGGAUUUAAAAGACAGAACAAAAAACACAGCUUUAUUAAGAACAAACACCUUUGCAGGGGAGAGAAUGUUGGACAGCUGUUUUCAUGCUGUCAAACAAACUCUGAAAGGCAGCACACAGAGUGUCCAUUUUUAUACACAUCUUAGACGCCUAGGUGGCGCAAAAACAAUUCCAGGAAGUCAACCAAAAAUAAAGUUUCUUGGAACAAGGUCAUCAGGUGCAGGUUUAGGUCAAACGGAAAAUUAGAACAUCAUGACAUUGUUCAAACCGCAACUCCACCUAUAUACAGAGUAGAUAACAGACGCGUGGUUUCCAAUAAUCGCUUUGCUCGCUUCACACCCCGAGAGUUCAACAGUUUAAUCAGAGCAGGUGCGAAUACUAUUUCAUCUUUAUCAGCAGUUAGGUGUCUAUACAGACAUGAGGCUGUUGAAGGGAAACGAGCUGCCCUCGCAGAAUGACUUGUGGUUUGACACGGAGCAAAAGGUGCAGCUCUGAGCAGCACCUCAACUUCAAGAAACACACAUGAUAAAUGACAGAACAAAAUUAAAGAAAAUAACAGUAUGAAUAAUUAUUUCAUUUGACAACUUCAUACUGUAAUAAAUAUUUAUUUUCCAGAAAAAAGUAAGAAAAAUAUGUAGUUUAAUGUUUAUCAAAGUCAUUGUCAAGUGACAAUGACUUUGAUAAAUCAAGUCAUUUAUCAAUAAUAUGUAUAAAAAAUAAAUACAAGAAAAUAUUUCUUUUUUCUGGUCUUGAAAUGUUAAAUGUAUAAUAAAUUAUGGAAUCAUGUAAAUAUGUUAUUUUAUAAAACACUGAAAAAGUGUGUUCAUCAGUGUCAAUAUAAAAAUGAAUCAUUUCUAUCAAAUAAAAACAUUGUGCUGUUUAUUCAGAAAUCCCCCAAAACAAUUAAAUAAUCACAUCAAAAGUUAGAAACUCCGUCUUUAGUCAUUUAUUUGAUUACCAAAUAUAUUAGUGUGUGUGAGAAAAUGUGUCAAUGACAAGUAUUAACUUAAAAUACUUUGUAGAACGGCAUUUCUGUAGUUCGGUCCAUUUACCUUACUGGCACAUAGGCCACAUUCAAUAUGGCGGACGCUGUGACGUAUCGCAGCAACUGGCCGACCCGCUCCAUGAGGCGUCUACGUAUUCAUGUCUAUGGUCUCAUCAAUAGGUCGAUUAUUGAUCACCUUGCUGCUUUCAAAGAGAGACAGGCACGCGUCGCUCAGUCUCACACAAGUGUUAAUUGAUUACUGUACCAUAUGUAUGUACCUAUGUAAGUAUGGUGCAUGUUUCAGUUUUCCUUUUCUUAAGGAACUUGUAAAAAGAUUGUAAAAUAUAUCAUGAUACCAUAUUCCAGUGUUUUAAUGUUUACAUACUUCAAUCUUUGUUUCCAUUGUACUUUAUCAAUCAGAUGCUGCUUUUAACGCCACAUGUUACGUUGUUCAUGUACAUUUGUGAUCUUUUUUUAUUUUAUUUUUGUGAACAUUCGAUGACUGCCCUUUUUAUAACUAAUGUUCCUGUUAAAAUGAAAUCUGUGUUAAUUUUGUUGUGGUUGUUUUGACCUGGGAUCAUCUUGUUCUUCUGUUUGUGGUUUAAUAUGUAAAAAAACAACAACAAAAAAACAGUAACUGACAGUGUUAAGCUAUUUCAGAUUCCCCAGGUUUGAUCUUGCUACAGUAAAAUGCUGUGUGCUUGUGGUUCUUAAAUAUCAAAAUUAUGUUGCAAUUUUACUGUAUUGUGAAACAUUUGUGUACUUUAUGUUAACUACAAUUUAACUUUAAUGAUGUUUACAAUGUUUUCAGUGAAGAACUGUAAAUAUAUUGUUUUGAAUCCAA
This is a messenger RNA of Xiphophorus maculatus (southern platyfish), 7909 nucleotides long. RefSeq lists its product as uncharacterized. The coding region runs from base 120 to 3080 and encodes 986 amino acids. The transcript has 11 exons. The record is from RefSeq and is a predicted model, not a curated record. NCBI's taxonomy places the organism in Eukaryota, Metazoa, Chordata, Actinopteri, Cyprinodontiformes, Poeciliidae.